Messenger RNA from Camellia sinensis, 390 nucleotides. The record is from RefSeq and is a predicted model, not a curated record. NCBI's taxonomy places the organism in Eukaryota, Viridiplantae, Streptophyta, Magnoliopsida, Ericales, Theaceae.
AUGCCAGCCCCAUCGGAUGCUCCAGCAGGAGCAGCAACAGGACCUUCAGUACCACCUCCAUCAGUAGAGAGGAGAGCGAGACGGGCUCCGACACACAGCCGAGGCAGAGUUAGGGGCACCCGUGGCAAGAGUGGCCCUUCUGAGCACAUUCUAGGCGAUGAUGAUGACGAGACGAGCGAGGAGGAGGAUGAGGCGGCGAGUCCAGAGUCAGAGUCAUUUGAGGAUGGAGAUGAUGAUGCCGGCUCAGAUUCUGCUAGAGGCGAGGCUGGAGAGACUGAUGAGGGCUCCGGUUUAGACUCUGAUUUGGAUUCAGACAACGGUGCCGAUGGUGAUAAUGCUCCAGAGUUUGCCCCACCGAAGAAGAGGACAAAGAGGGCCUCUCGAGCUUGA